This is a messenger RNA of Bipolaris zeicola 26-R-13, 1758 nucleotides long. Its product is annotated as glycosyltransferase family 57 protein. The transcript is spliced from 2 exons. The record is from RefSeq and is a predicted model, not a curated record. Gene Ontology annotation, cellular component: endoplasmic reticulum membrane. Gene Ontology annotation, molecular function: dolichyl pyrophosphate Man9GlcNAc2 alpha-1,3-glucosyltransferase activity. Bases 1 to 1758 code for a protein of 585 amino acids. NCBI's taxonomy places the organism in Eukaryota, Fungi, Ascomycota, Dothideomycetes, Pleosporales, Pleosporaceae. Gene Ontology annotation, biological process: protein N-linked glycosylation.
AUGGCUUCACCGGCAGUCCAUAAACCGCGGCGGCGGAGAAAGAUCGAAGAAGGAUCCCUUGCUCAGGUCGCACACGGUACCCUCGACCACGAUCAAUCCACAAACUCAACGAAACCAGCCUUUCCCCUCGUCGCGUUCCUGUGGCCUGCAAAAGGCACCGUGUCGCAAUGGAUCACCAUACCCCUCAUACUCAUGGCUGUCGGCUUGCUCCGCUGGGCCGUCGGUCUCUGGGGAUAUUCGGGCUAUCAAUCGCCGCCAAUGCAUGGAGACUUUGAAGCACAGCGCCACUGGAUGGAAAUCACACAGCAUAUCCCAGUCUCACUGUGGUACUUUUAUGACUUGCAGUGGUGGGGACUAGACUAUCCGCCUCUGACUGCGUACCACAGUUGGCUUCUGGGGGUCAUCGGCUCCGCCAUCAACCCCAAGUGGUUCGAAUUCCACGAGUCGCGCGGUCUCGAUGAUCCGUCCCUUAAAAUAUACAUGCGAGCUACCGUCCUUGUAUCCGAGUAUCUCAUCUACGUCCCCGCCCUCGUCAUCUUCCUCCGCCGAUUCUCACGCCUCGAAGGUGUCAAUAUCUGGGAAUCGUCAAUUGCAUUGGUAGCCAUAUUGAUGCAGCCAGGAGCCAUCUUGAUUGACCAUGGACACUUCCAAUACAACACCGUUAUGCUCGGCUUCGCUGUCGCCACACUGUCAAGCGUGGUCGCUGGGAGGCCACUGUGGGGUUGUGUCUUCUUUGUCGGUGCUCUGGGCUUCAAGCAGAUGGCGCUAUUCUAUGCGCCUGCCAUCUUUGCCUAUCUCCUGGGCAUUUGCGUUUUCCCGCGAAUCAACAUUGUACGAUUCUUCGCCAUUGCACUGACUACUGUCGCCGCCUUUGCUAUAUUGUAUCUGCCAUUCCUUGCAGGUGUGGCAUACGAUGUUUACAUUGGCUUCCACCAUGGACUUCAAACGGUGCCCCCGCUACUAAAUGUGGAAUGGUUCAUGACACCAUGGGACAGAGAGGCUUGGUACUACCCUUAUGUUCUCGAGUUGGGACAGUCUAUCCAUCGCAUCUUUCCCUUUUCCCGAGGGCUAUUCGAGGACAAAGUCGCCAACAUUUGGUGUACCAUCCACACCUUUCACAAGCUGCAUCGCUAUCCGAUCCAGUCACUCCAACGGCUGGCACUACUCGCAACUUCGGUCGCCAUUCUGCCGCCAUGUUUGAUCAUCUUCCUCAAGCCGAAGAAACAAAUUCUUCCGCUCGCCUUCACAGCGGUUUCAUGGGGCUUCUUCCUCUGCUCAUACCAGGUGCAUGAGAAGAAUGUUUUGUUGCCAUUGUUGCCCAUGACUCUACUUCUUGGCGGACAUGAAGGUCUACUACCAAGUACCCGCGCAUGGGUAGGACUCGCAAACAUGCUCGGCGUGUGGACCAUGUUCCCGCUGUUGAAGAGAGACGAACUGCGGGUCCCGUACUUUGUCGUUUCGCUUCUAUGGGCAUAUCUUCUAGGCCUUCCCCCCGUUUCAUUCUCUGCCUAUUAUGAAGGCAGCCGAGGCGGACUUGAUGUUUUCAGCAAAGUUUUGCACAUCAACAUAUACAUUGCUAUGGUCGGAUGGCAUGUCGUAGAGGCAUUCUUCCCUCCGCCAGCAGACAAACCGGAUCUCUGGGUCGUCGCAAACGCAAUCGUCGGAACGGGCGGGUUCGGCCUUUGCUACCUGUGGUGCCUAUGGCGGCUUGUGGUUAAGAGUGAAUUGGUCGGAAAGGCCAAAAGCAAAACAAACUAG